This is a messenger RNA of Colius striatus (speckled mousebird), 3014 nucleotides long. RefSeq names its product F-box protein 3 (gene FBXO3). Lineage: Eukaryota; Metazoa; Chordata; Aves; Coliiformes; Coliidae. The transcript is spliced from 11 exons. Gene Ontology annotation, molecular function: protein binding. The record is from RefSeq and is a predicted model, not a curated record. The coding region runs from base 59 to 1426 and encodes 455 amino acids.
GACAAGGGGCGGGCGCGUCCCUGCGAGCGGGCGGCGGAGCCGCGGGACGUCUCGCAAGAUGGCGGCGCCCCUGGAUAUGGAGCCGUCAGCCCUCAGCCUGGAGCUGCUGCCGACCGACCCGCUGCUGCUCAUCCUCAGUUUCCUCGACUACCGGGAUCUGAUGAGUUGCUGCUAUUUAAGUCGAAGAUUAAAUCAGCUAUCAAGCCACGAUCCGUUGUGGAAAAGACACUGCAAGAAAUACUGGCUUAUUUCAGAAGAGGAAAAAAGUCAACGAAAUCAGAGCUGGAAAGCCAUCUUCAUCAGUACCUACUCUGACCUGGGAAGGUACAUCCGAUACUAUGCCACGUUGAAAAAAGCCUGGGAUGACCUAGAGAAAUACUUAGGCCAGCGGUGUCCUCGGAUGAUUGGCUCUUUGAAAGAGAGCGUGCGGGAGGAAGAUCUCGAUGCUGUGGAGGCACAAAUAGGAUGCAAACUCCCCGAUGACUAUCGAUGCUCAUUUCGUAUCCAUAAUGGACAGAAGUUAGUUGUUCCUGGUUUGAUGGGAAGCAUGGCACUGUCGAACCACUACCGCUCUGAAGACUUGCUGGACAUCGACACAGCAGCUGGAGGUUUUCAGCAGAGGCUAGGUCUGAAGCAAUGCCUUCCUCUUACUUUUUGCAUUCAUACUGGCCUGAGUCAAUACAUGGCCCUGGAGAGUGUGGAGGGACGAAAUAAAUACGAGAUCUUCUAUCAAUGUCCAGACCAAAUGGCUCGCAAUCCAUCUGCUAUUGAUAUGUUCAUCACAGGUACAUCUUACUUGGAAUGGUUUACAUCCUAUGUAAACAAAGUUGUGACUGGUGGUUAUCCUAUCAUCAGAGACCAGAUUUUCAGGUAUGUGCAUGACAAAGAAUGUGUUGCUACCACAGGAGAUAUUACUGUUUCUGUGUCCACAUCUUUUCUACCUGAACUCAGCUCUGUGCAUCCACCACAUUAUUUCUUCACUUACAGAAUCAGAAUUGAGAUGUCCAAAGAUGCUCUUCCUGAGAAGGCUUGUCAGCUGGACAGUCGGUACUGGAGGAUAACGAAUGCCAAAGGUGAUGUGGAAGAAGUUCAAGGUCCUGGAGUAGUUGGAGAGUUUCCAAUUAUCAGUCCAGGGAGAGUCUAUGAAUACACCAGCUGUACUACCUUUUCCACAACAUCUGGAUAUAUGGAGGGAUAUUACACCUUCCAUUGCCUCUACUACAAGGACAAAUUCUUCAAUGUCACAAUUCCCAGAUUUCAUAUGGUGUGUCCAACAUUCAAGGUGUCUACAGCACGAAUCGAAACAAAUCAUAAUGAGUAUGCAGUGGAUGAAGACGAAGAUUCUACAGACACUGAUGAAUACGAAGAUCGACGGAGGGUGUUGGACAUUCCUGCCCCUUCUGGACGCUGCCCACGUCACACCUGAUGACAUUUCUCUUCUUUCCCAAACCAAAAUGAACUGUUUUCAGAAGCUGAACUCUUUGGGGCUAGUGCAUAAGAACAUUUCUGACUAUUGUAAAUGAACUUUUCUGUUGCACAUCAGGGCAACUAGCAUGAAUGUCGGUGCCAGUUGUAACAUUCAUCAGAGCGUAACUUCGGGUUGUGUUGUUUAUUUUCUCUUGGUUUGGAAGCGGGGAAGGGGCUUGGGGAGGGCUGGAGGAGGGAGGGAGGGAGAAGAAGAGAAAGGUGUUUGGGCUUUGUCUACUUUUUCCCAAAGUGCAAAGCAGCUUGGUAGUCUGAGGUAAUCACAUCUUCCAUUUUUAAACUAUUGCCUAUUUAUGAUCAUGUUGCAAAUACAGUGUGGGGGUUUGUUUUUAUACAAGCAUUUAGAAUUAGCAAUAGGCAAGAUGGCAAAAAAAGCUGUGUGCUAUUGUCCUUUCUCCUGAGUUUCUACUCUUGACAACCCCUGCUAAGAACAGAACUUGCAGUUUCAUCUGUGUAUCUCAUUUGGGUGAGAUCAGGUGCUCUUAGGAUCUUUUUUUUUUCUUUUUAAUGGAACAUGGAAGUACCAGAAAAAUCUGGUCAUCAGAGUCAUAAAUUAGGAAUUAAACUGGCCUUAUUUUUUAGACAAUCUGUCUUUCAGCUUAAUCUCAUGCUGAGUGACUGAGUGGAUGGUGCCUUUUGGAAUGUGGUGCAUCACCCAGCACUCGGUACCUGAGCCCUUUCUCAAUCACUACAGAGGACGAAUUUGUAAAUACAUUUUGAGGUGGGGUGGCUGUUGCUUUUUUUCUUUAUCUGAUAUUUGCUGUUCAGACUUUGUCAGCUCUGACAGAUUUGUUGGGAAGGUCACAUUUCCCUGAAUCCUCUAUAGCUUUUUGUAACUAGGCCUGAACAAAAAGCAGCAAAGGCAAAUAAAAACCCCAAAGGGAGCCUGACAGAACACCAGAUGAGUAGAAACUUUAAAGUAUCUGUUUGCUCCAUCACUUUUCUUUUGUGUCCAUUGUCAUUAAUAAACAACUUAACUGCCUCCUUUUGCUCUGAAGUGCCACAUGGGACUCUUCCUGCCAGGACUUGAGCAAUAACUGUGUGACUGGCCUCGCUGUAGUCAGUUCCUCUUUUUGCCAUCCAGAAUUAGUAGCUCCUGUGAGGGAAAAAAACCCAGUGUGUUGUGGUUCCAAGUGAAUGUUUCCAUUAUGGACUGGUGACUGCUCAUGCAGAAAGCCUCUUUUAACACAAGUCAUACAUAGUAUUCACUUCUCUGUGUGCUCAUCUUUCUCUAGGGCCCUGCAGCAUUUGGAUCUCCCACAGAGGUACGAAGUAGAAAAACAAAUCUUGGGUCCAACCUAACUAGAAAACAUCCAGAGAAGCAAAAAACUUUUUAUUGGCCCUCCCAGAAGCUUGAGCAGUGGUUGUGAAUUGCUGGAGUGGUUUCAAAGAGUUUCCAGUUGAGGAUUCCACAGUAUUAACUGCAAGUGGAAAAUGGAAUGUUUGCUGUGUAAUGCUCUUUCUUCACAGAAAUGUCAUUGUCUGUUGAAAGGAUUGGUUGAAAAGGGAUUUAAUGGAACAAGACCUUA